Eruca vesicaria subsp. sativa (arugula) is the source of this 862-nucleotide messenger RNA. The record is from the annotation of a GenBank genome assembly. Lineage: Eukaryota; Viridiplantae; Streptophyta; Magnoliopsida; Brassicales; Brassicaceae.
AUGGGAGACCAAGGUGCACAACAAAUGCAACAGCCUGUUGUUGUGUAUCCAAACGCAUACACUACAGAAAAUGCAUAUCCAUCUACUUCCUCUUCACCAGCUUCUUAUACCUCUGUCUCAAGCGGUUCCUUUGGGACGGUCUUCAUAGUCGUAGCCGUGAUCCUUGUCUUGUCGGUUGUGGCCUGUAUCUUCGGGAGGCUAUGCAGCCGCAAAAUCCGCGGGAGCAAGCAACAGCAUAGCAAGCAGCCAAGGCGCGAGAAAGAGUCAUCUACAAAGAGCCAUGAGAUUCGACCAGUGGAGUUUGAGCCGAGGGAGAGAGGUGAUUUGGAGUUUGGUGUGGAUAUGAAACAUCAUAGGGAAACUGAGAAACCUUAUGGAAAAGAUUACGAAGAUGAAAUAGAAUUCGGAUUAGAUAACAAGAGAGGAGAAAGGGGCGGAGGAGGUCCACCUCAACAUGGAGUGAGGUUCAAGUUACCUGAAAAUGAAGACGGUCUUCAUGGUAAAAGUGAAAUCAGGCAUGGAGGUCCAGACUUCGAGUUUCGACCAGGACACUAAUGAUACUGAGGUUUCUAAGAACAAAAAACAUUAUGUUUAUUUCUCAAAAAAAAAAAAAACUUUAUGUUUAUGUUUUAUUUGUUGCCUUUCUGUUAUUUGUUUCAUUUGUGCUUUUUCUUGGGUAUGUAACUUAGAGCUGAAAGGUGAAGCUAUAAAAAGUCUUAAGUCUCUUGGUGUGAUUGUGUGAAGUAUACACCAGAUACUCUCUAUAUAUAGGUACUAAUAAAUCCAUUAUUAUGUAAAUUUUCAAAAUAAGAUAAUUUUGAAAGUAUCAACAAAGUUAUGGAGGAAAGGUUUUUUAACAGAA